Messenger RNA from Drosophila willistoni, 993 nucleotides. RefSeq names its product BAG family molecular chaperone regulator 2. The record is from RefSeq and is a predicted model, not a curated record. The coding region runs from base 216 to 887 and encodes 223 amino acids. Gene Ontology annotation, biological process: protein stabilization. Lineage: Eukaryota; Metazoa; Arthropoda; Insecta; Diptera; Drosophilidae. Gene Ontology annotation, molecular function: adenyl-nucleotide exchange factor activity; protein-folding chaperone binding. The transcript has a single exon.
UACUCAUUUUAAUGGAAAUAAUUUGAGCAAGACUGAUUUCUUAGUCAUAUUAAAUUCCUAUUACUAGUUACCAGUCUUAAACCCAGAAAUCAAAGUAGACUGACAUUCAGAAGUCAAUUCGAAAAAGAAUCGAGCAAAGGAAGAUAAUAAUUUCAUUUCACUUGACCGACAAUUUUCACGAAAGCAACAACUAAAGCAAAAACUUGAAAGUUACAAUGAAUAAAGAUUACUUAAAAGGAAUGGUAGGGGGAGAUCUGUUGGCGUCCAAUCAAUUGCCUGAAGAAGAAACUAGAGGAGAAACUUGCGCCAUUACCGGUCCAAAUUCGGAAAGCCGAGCUCUGGAGAAACGGGCAAAUGCUAAUGCAAAAUUUGUUAGCAUUAUGGAUCAAUUGGAUGCAGGUGUGGAAAAGUUUCGCAAGGACGCUUUGAAUUUACAGGAGAUCAGGGAUUACUUAUUGAUGUCGAUGGAUCUAAUCAAAGGCAAUGAAAUGCUACAAAAUAUGAAUGAAGAAGAGCGUGAGGAGAGCAUGUUAUACAUCCAACGCGUUAGCUCCCGUCUGGCCACAGUGGAGCUAAAUGUCCAAACUCUACGCGACCCUUCGCAGGAGGAGUCACUUAGCCAGAUCAAUGCCCAAAUCGACACCAUGAUCAAACUGGGGGAUCCCGUGAUGUCACGUCAACGUUGUCAAAUGUAUCUGAAUGCCUGUUGCAGUAGCAGCGCUGGCCUAACUGAGGACUUGGAUGCUGCUCUCGAAUCGGAUGUGGGACCAAUAGACAAGAAAUUUGAAAGUGUUCUACUUGGCUGCACCCUGGACGAUCAGAAGAACAUUAAGAAGCGGUUGGUUGCAUUGUUCCGUUAUCUAAAAAAGCAAACUGUUAGCACUUAAAUUUUUUUCUCUUUUUUAUGUGUUAUUUGUUUAUUUUUUGUACAAUCAAAAUUAAUGCCAAACGAUUCCAGAUCAAAUUGUCACAAAAUAAACAAUACACAAGAAA